This is a messenger RNA of Labeo rohita (rohu), 3407 nucleotides long. RefSeq lists its product as uncharacterized. NCBI's taxonomy places the organism in Eukaryota, Metazoa, Chordata, Actinopteri, Cypriniformes, Cyprinidae. The record is from RefSeq and is a predicted model, not a curated record. The transcript is spliced from 5 exons. Bases 131 to 2773 code for a protein of 880 amino acids.
UUUCUUCUCAGUUUCUCUGAAUCAGUGAUCGGACUGGAGCUCACACACAGUCAGCUGCUGCUGAAACACUGAAAUCAUGAAAUCCCGCUGAUCGAAAUCACUGCGGAUACAAUCACUCUCAUUGACAACCAUGAAGAAAUCAUCGCUCAAUUUCCUGAGUCGGAAGAAUCAAUCUCUAUUCGACACCAAUGUGGAAUACAAGGACAUGGGUAAAGUGGAGCUGGUGUUGGACUCGGCUGCCAUCCCAGAGUCUGGAACAGCCAAAGUGCGCUCGCGUCCGACUGUCAAACACUUUGCGUCGACUGAGAAUAUGCAAGGCUUUGCAGUUCCAACUCCCAAGGUACCGGUUCUUCCGCCCUUCAUUGAGCCCAAGAUGAACGGUACAGGAAGUACCACCAACCUUGCAAAUGGAAGGAUGCUUUCAGUCCCUGACCUAAUCGAGGGGGAAAUACUAAUACCGCCUCCGCCUAGCUCUGCUCCUCCACCACCUCCAUCCUCUGCAGCCCCACCUCCUCCAUCAUUCGUCCCACCCCAACCACAGUACUUUGCCGAAACGGACUCUUCUUUUGACCAUGCACGCCUGCAUACCCUUCCAAUGGCACCUCGAAAACCGGCAUCACUUACCGGUUCUGAUUACAGCGCUGAUUUGGACCUUGCCUCGCUUAAACCUCCUCCAAUGCCUCCUCCUAAACCUCCAUCUGAAACUUCUAGUUUCAGAGGUUCCCUCUCUAGCCUAGAUGUCCAAGAUAUUCCAGAAUGCCCCAAGUUCACCCCACCGCCACCCCCUAUGAAGGCAUCACCUGUUCUUGCCAAAGCUCAGAAAACAGCACCUCCAAAACCCGUCCGAAUGUCCUCCAUACCCAAUCUGGACAUCCAGUCCCAAACUCCUGUGCAACCCAUUGCAUCUAACCCAACACCAUCUAGCUUCAACCCCCAGAACACCGCCAAACUCUACAACGUGCAGAAGGGUGCACUACUUGUUGCACAGACAGAUGGGGACAAAAAAGCCCAGUCCAUUUUGCUGCUGGAAGAUUCGGCUGGAAACACGGUUGGUGUUGUCAAUGGGAACGGUGGGAAAAAUACUGGAUCUUUCCAACCAGCGGUGGCACCAACAAAACCAGCUCGUCGGAACAGCUCCGCCACUCAGCUACUCGAUGACCAGCCAGAAAUGGCACAAGCACCAAGUGAACCAGUUAAGUUAGAGCCCAAAAUCAAUCCUGAGCCUGUAACACCACAAACCAUCCCUACUGAGGUGCCAGCACCAAUCAGAUUCUCACCCAAAAUAGAGAAAAGGAUACCUGACGUUUGGCCACCAGUGGAGUCCCCUGGCAGGCCUCGCAGGUACAGCCCCAACUUGAACCGGCAUCCCAACACACGGGCUGCAGAUGGCUCAGUAAAGAAAGAGGCCUCAACCUCACCUUUCGCCUUGCUGAUGGCUGCAAAGGAAAGAGAAAAGCAGAGAACUGCUCUGUCCCAACAGAACAGCAACUCGACAGAGCCAGUCAAUUCUGUGAUCCAACCGAAUGUGGAAAAACCAAACUCCUUCACUGUCAUUCCUCGAGACCCAACACCGGACAGUCCAAGCGCACAAUUAAAAUCAACCACAAACACACAACCACUCAAAGUGGACAUUCCAGAUGCGUCCUACUCAAAGCUGGAGCUAAGCUCAAGCCAUCUACGAAGCCCAGUGAACCACUCUGUUAGUGGUCCAGGUGUCCCUGUUGGAGAAGACUUGGUGUUCAUUCCUCCACCUCCUGAAUUUGCCAACUCGGACUCUGAGGAGGAACCUCCAGUUCCUCCGCCAAGUCACCCCGCUCCUGCUCCCCCUGUAAAAAGUGCCCCUCCACCUGCUAAAACCUUCUUGCCUUCUACACCUGCUCCAAUUACCAACAGUGCUCCACCAAGUCACCCCGCUCCUGCUCCCCCUGUAAAAAAUGCCCCUCCACCUGCUAAAACCUUCUUGCCUGCUACCCCUGCUCCAAUUAUCAACAGUGCCCCACCAAGUCACCCCGCUCCUGCUCCCCCUGUGAAAAGUUCCCCUCCUCCUGCUAAAACCUUCUUGCCUGCUACCCCUGCUCCAGUUACCAACAGUGCUCCACCAAGUCACCCGGCUCCUGCUAACCCUGUAAAACCUACCCCUCCACCUUCUAAACCCUUUAUCACACCAAUCACCAUUGGCCACCCUCCUCCUGUUUCUCCAACCGCCAAACCCUCCGUACCUGCGACACCUCCUCCUGUCACCAAUGGCGCCCCCAUUUCCCCCAAACCUAAACCACCCAGCUUUCCUCCCAAGGCUCCAGUGCUUCCCCCAAAUAUACAGUUCCAAUCCAAACCACCCGUUCAGACUAAACCCACUCAACCCCCUGCACAAGUGGCUCCAUCUGUUUCCGCUAGCCAGGCGACACUUCUCAGUAUCCUGCAGAAGAAGAUGCUAGAGAUGGACCCUAAGUUCUCAGCUGUCAAGGAGGCGGAGACCAACGGAGAUGACUGGAACUCUCCACUGUCUGAUGACGAGGCCACGUCGCCCCCUGCCACAUACAAACCGGCUAUGGCUAUGACAAACCGGAGUGCCACCUUGCCGUCACAAACUCGUGGACUGGACAUGAAGGAGCUGGAAACCAAAGCGGCCAGAAAAGCUCAAAGUUUGGCCACUACGGCUAAAACCCAGAACAGUAAUGGACCAUCAAACAAACAGCAGUUUGGAAUGACAUUCACCGUGAGACCAGGAGCCAAACAACCGAUAACACCUGUUAUCAAAGAUGGUUCAUCCUGAUCCAGAGAACAUUCCUAACUGGAAUAACCCCUUACUUGUACAUAUGCACCUACCUGAAAGACACUUAACGUUUUGCACCUGGUCUGGAGCUUUGCUAAAGUAUUACUCUAACUUUCUACCUGGACGCUUCUUCAGCUGUCAGUAUGUUCAGGUUGUGCCAAACUCUUACAACCACAGCUUUAUCACGGACUUUCUAAAGCUGCUAAAAAAUCAAUCAAUGGACCAACUGUGCCUGUAUAUGGAGCUAACUUUUAAUUUAAUUCCUUUAAAUCAUUUGCUUAUUCAAGUUUCUAAUCAGUUGUUUAAUCAGGUUAAAAAUUAAGAACACAAGUUCUUAAUUGUGAUGUCUACAUAAUAUUUUUGAAUUUCUUUAAUCAUUAAUGUACAAAAUUAAUCUAUAGCUCUCUGUAUGAGAGCUGCUUUCGAAUGGUGCUGGACUUUUUUUCCAGGUCAAAACAUAAUGUAUUUUUAUGAACUUAUUGAAAAAAAAAAAAAAAAAAAAAAAAAGUAUAAAAUAAGUCUUAAAAUUUGAUCAAGAUGCUGUUAUAUAUGGUUUCAAAGCCGAUGGUUCUUCGAAAUGAAGAAAAAUCUUUUAUCUUUUGCUGCUUUUCAUAGUUUUUUUUUUUUUUAUCUU